Molecule: messenger RNA, 3852 nt
Organism: Osmerus eperlanus (European smelt)
Lineage: Eukaryota; Metazoa; Chordata; Actinopteri; Osmeriformes; Osmeridae
Gene: itga1
Product: integrin, alpha 1
Exons: 23
Coding region: 246-2783 (845 amino acids)
Biological process (GO): cell adhesion mediated by integrin; cell-matrix adhesion; integrin-mediated signaling pathway
Cellular component (GO): integrin complex; external side of plasma membrane
Molecular function (GO): integrin binding
Source: RefSeq, a predicted model, not a curated record
UCGCGUCUCGGCUUCGUGCGCAGUGCAUUACAGAGAGAGAGAGAGAGACUACAUGGACAACUGCCACACGCGUCUGCGCUUUUAACGAUUAGAACACUUCAAACAGAACUUGCUUACAGGAAAUGCCUGCUAGAUUCUCCGAGCGGUUCAAUCACCUCUAAUGCAUCAAGAGAGCUGAGCCUUAGUAGAAUUUCGCAAGUCGGAAGGAAGAGUCAAGGCAUCUGAGACUCUAGCGGCUGAGAACGAUGCUGGGUCUAACGCAUUUCAAAUUAACAACACUUGUGUUGCUGCCCUGUGUGCUGUCGUUCAACGUGGAUGAGAAGAAUGGCUUAUCGUUCAGUGGACCGGUGGAUGACAUGUUCGGCUACUCCGUCCAGCAGUUUGAAAACAGCGAGGGCAAAUGGGUUCUGAUUGGCUCUCCUCUGACCGGUCAGCCAACCAGGAGGACCGGAGAUGUGUACAAGUGUCCAGUAGGGAGAGGGAACCGCACCUGUAUCAAGCUGGAGCUGCCUAAAUAUACCACCAUACCCAACCUACGGGAAGGUUAUGAUGUGCAGUCAGCCAACAGUCGUGAUGGUGUGUUGUUCAUAACGGGAGCACCCAGACACAACCACACCGGCAGGGUCAUCAUCUAUCGCCUGGAGGGCGGCAAUGUCACCAUCACUCAGGUCCUGAAGGGAGAACAGAUCGGGUCGUAUUUUGGCAGCGUGCUUCAGACUGUGGAUGUAGACAAGGACUCGUACACGGACCUGCUGCUGGUUGGAGCUCCCUUGUUCAUGGGCCCUGACAGAGAUGAACAAGGACACGUCUACAUUUACCAACUCAACCAGGAGGGGAUGUUUGAGCACCAGACCACCUUGAAGCCUGUCAAUCAGACGUGCUGCACCGCCCACACCCAGAGUUGCACCAAUAAGAAUGAGCCGUGUGGCGCCCGUUUCGGCACGGCAAUUGCUGCGGUGACGGAUCUCAACCAGGACGGCUUCAAUGACGUGGUGAUCGGUGCACCGCUGGAGAAUGACCACCGGGGGGCGGUGUACAUAUACCACGGUGAAGGACGCAACCUCAAGGAGAAAUAUGUCCAGCGCAUUGCGGCAGGGGGAGACGGGGAGAAGAUGAAAUUCUUUGGCCAGUCCAUCCAUGGGGUCAUGGACCUGAACGGAGAUGGCAUUACUGACGUCACCAUCGGAGGGCUGGGAGGAGCUUCUCUCUUCUGGUCCAGAGACGUGGCAGAGCUGCGCAGCAACAUGACCUUCAAUCCCUCCAAGGUCAACAUGCAGCAGGACACCUGUGAGGUGAACGGCUUGAAGACAGUGUGUGUGGACAUCAAGGUGUGUUUCAGCUACUCGGUGAAGUCUGAGGCCACACCCUCUAGCAACGGGACAGGCAUAAGCUACUGGUUGACGCUGGAUGUCCGGCGGGCCAAGCCGCGGGCGCUGUUCACCGUGGGCGAGCGCAGGCUGCAGAAUAUGACCACCAUAAGGGACAAUGCAUGCUGGGAGCAUCGAUUCACCAUGUUGGACAAGAAGAGGGUGGAUUUCCGGGACCCCAUGAUGGUGUCUCUGGAGUUUGGGUUGACAGAGAAGGACGUGGGGCCAGUAUUGGAUGGAGACCUGCCCACCUUCAACAAUAAAACUAUACCCCUAGUGGAUUGUGGAAGUGACAACAAGUGUAUUGCUGACCUCUCCCUCACAGCCAAAUCAAGUGUUACCAGCCUGGUGAUCAAAGCCAACAAGGAGAAGUUCCACGUGCUGAUCACCACCCGGAACAGCCAGGACAAUGCUUACAACACCAAGGUCACACUCAGCUUCACAGAGAACAUCAAUUACGUCAAGGUGGAGCCUAAAGAGAAGUCUGACUGCAGUCUGAAUGGCAGCAGGGUGGAAUGUGCCGUGGGCUACCCCUUCCUCCAGAGCAACACUGAGGAGACGUUCAAGAUCCUAUUUGAGGUGAACCCUGCUUACGUGCAGAAGGAGAUUAUCAUCAACGUUACCGCUGCCAGUGACAGCGACGAGCUGAACUCAACGCUCAAUGACAACUAUGUCAGGAUCUCCAUUCCAGUUCAGUAUGAGGCUGGACUUAGGUUUACGGCACUUCCCAAGGAGCAUCACAUCUCUGUAAAAAAGAGAGAGCAGCACCCUUCAGUCUUCAACCAUACCAGCAUGAUAGGAGAAGAGGUCAAGAUCAGCUACACGAUAGAGAAGGUGGCUGAGAUGGACACCCCUCCUCUGAGACUGAAGGUGACCUACCCUCACCUGUCCACCCUGAAGAACAUCCUGCUCUACCUCACACACGUCACCUCCACGCCCAAGACGGUGACGUGCGAGGCUGGAGCUCUGAUCAAUCCUUUAGGCGUCAGCCCCACCAAGCUGUACACGGCCAACCCCAAGACGGAGACCCUCAGUACCAACCUGCUGGACUGUACGGACCAACUUAGCUGUAACUCUUUCUACUGCUCAGUGCCUCAGGCCAACUUUAGCCAGAUCAACGUCACCUUCAGGGUCUGGAAGCCCACCUUCAUAAAGGCAGAGUACUCCAGCCUGCACAUGUCGGUCCACGCCACCCUGGAGAACCUCAACACAGACCUGUUCAUCUUGAGUGCCAAUCACACAGCCGUGACUAUCCAAGUGAGCAAGGAGGCUCUGGGAGGAAUCCCCUGGUGGGUCAUCCUGCUGAGCAUCCUGAUUGGUCUGCUCAUCCUAGCGCUGGUCAUCUUUGCUCUCUGGAAGGCUGGCUUCUUCAAAAGAAAAAGCAUGGAGGACAUGAAGGAGGACAUGAAGGAUUAACCACUGUUUCCAUGGUAACCCAUGGUAACUCCAGCCGGCAGCAGCUAUGUGCCCCACCCAUGCUACAACCACACGGUCACCUGGCCCCCUACCAAAACAGGAUAUGGGUUGGAAAACAUUGACAUAUAAGAAGGAACUUACUGACACGAUGCAGUUAUGGAUUGUCUUUUUACUGUGCCACCACCCCUCCAGACUGUUGGCGAUACACCCUCUGUAUGAUCACUUUCCUAAGAGUGGUGAGGGCAGACAAGAGGCUGCUGCUUGGUUACCUUGGGUCACACAUCCUGGAACACAUGUCCUGGACCCACUGCACACCCGUAGCCUGUAAUAUGACCAACCUGACCACUCUUGUGACGCAUAAGAGUCAUAGAAACAUAUGUCUCAGGUUAUCAGCAGUAAUGUUUGAGUCUUAACAAGUGGCUCCACAUUUUCACUCUAUUGGGGCAAAUUCUUCAUUUAGCUUUUAUUGUUUUUUUUAUUGUGUUACCUGUACAAUGGCACAUUCCCUGUCUGAUAUUUUGUUUUAUCAUAAUCUUCCCUAUCCUCACAUUCUGCUUUGACACUGAUAUUUUCAUUUGCGUGUUGGUUUCCUAACCCUGCAGGUACAGUCCAAAGAGUGUUGCAACACUUAACGGUGGAACAAAAGGGGGAUGGUCUUGGUUAAUGUUCCAACCAAAUAGGAAGAAAAACUGGCAUUCCUUCAGCUCUCAUUGAAUAUGCAUGGACUUUGGGCUGCAUCUUUUGAAAGAAACCAUUUUAUUGUACUGUAAUUGUAAAUGUAAAGCCUUAAACUGUACAUAGUUAUGUUUGCUGUACUUCUUGUAAUUUAAGACAAACCAGUAUUAUCUACACAGCCUUGCAAGAGAGAAGAACUAUCUCUCUAAGAUUCUCAGGUGAUGUUUGUCAUUGUCAAUAAUAUGAAGUCUUCACAGUCUGAAUUAGGAAGAGUUUGAUAAAUAAUUGUAUUAUUACUAAACAUAAUGAAAAUAUGUAAAUAUUGUUCUUAUAUUUGGAUCAAAAUUGAAAUGUAUAAACAUGCAUAGGAACUGCAUUACAUUUUCUGCCAAUA